Molecule: messenger RNA, 1372 nt
Organism: Caretta caretta (loggerhead turtle)
Lineage: Eukaryota; Metazoa; Chordata; Testudines; Cheloniidae
Gene: RGS13
Product: regulator of G protein signaling 13
Source: RefSeq, a predicted model, not a curated record
AUGAGCCCAAAUAUUUGUUGUCUUUGUAAGCUAUUCAGAGAAGACGAAAAUGGGAUCACUUCUAAAGUGUCAUUGGAGGAAGUGCUACAGUGGUCCCAAUCUUUUGAAACGCUGAUGACUACUAAAUAUGGACCUAUAAUCUACAAGAGCUACCUGAAGACAGAAUACAGUGAUGAGAACAUGGAAUUCUGGCUUGCAUGUGAAACUUACAAGAAGAUUGAAUCACGGAGGAAAAGAAUUUCUGUGGCCAGGAAAAUUUUUAAAAAUUACAUUCAGCCCCAGGCGCCUAAAGAGAUUAACAUUGAUAGUCCUGCAAGGGAAGCUAUUAUCAGGAAUAUUCAAGAUCCAACUCAGUCCUGUUUUGACGAAGCUCAGAAAAUAGUAUACAUGCACAUGGAAAGGGAUUCAUAUCCCAGAUUUCUUGGAUCAGAAAUCUAUCAGAAACUGAAACACAGGCCUUCAGAUUGACAGCAAUGACUCAUUAAUACAUUAAAGAGAGACACUAAGGAUUUAGCAGAAGAGACUUCCUUCUGGUUUAUUAAUGUUUUCAAAUGGUAAAAGAAGAAGAACAGAAGAAAUCAGCCAAUGGAUGAAUUUGCCUUACAAAGAAUGGUAGUUUGUUCUUAUGCGGAUAUUAGAGCUGAACAGAAAAUACUUUCCACCUUCCGCCCUGGUGGAAAAUUUCAGCUUUGUCAAAAAAUUGAAAGCCACUUUUAGUUCACCGCAGUCUGUCUGGAAUUUAAAAAGUCAUUACGGGAAAGAACCUAUGACCCCACUCACUUAUCACAAUCCAUGGGAAAAUUAGCCUCUUGUCCUUCUCCUACCAGUCGGGGAAGACUAUUUCCACACCCUCAACAUCCACCACUAUCCAAGAGAAGCCACCAUCCAUGUUAGAAAUAAAAAUGCUGAGGUUUGGAAUGGUAGUUACUGCACCGUAUUGUAAACUCUGUAAUUCACAAGCUAAAAUUCAGCGCAUUGCCCAGUUAAUCAACUAAACAGUCUCAAGUGUAAAGAGAAACACAUGCAUAUUACACAAAAAAUACAUUAGUUUGCAGAAGGCUCCAAGGAUAGUUGUAAUUGUAUCCAGGUGUAUUUAAGCAACUGUGCAUUUGGUGCCCAAAUGCGCUUGGAUUAAUAAAGUGAGAUACAAAGCAGCUUGUUAAACCUUAAAGGAGAGAUAUGGAAUGCUUUUGUUUUCUAAGUCAUGUUGGUAACAGCUUCAUAAAUCUGGCUAGCCAGGUGCAGAUGGUAGAAAAUAAACACCUAGAUUAGUUCUGCAUGACUUGUGUUUUCACAGCACCAUACGACAUUUAUUAUGGAUAGCCCUAUAUUUCAUGCCACUCACAUUUUGGCAGAUUCACCUGGUCUGCCU